AUGUCGUACAUCGACGAACGAGGAAAUAGAGGCGAGUCAUACGAUGGCGACUUCCACAACGCCUAUCGCUCCAUGUUUGCUCCCAAACCUGGAAGCAUAUGGCGGAAACAUUCUCGACAAAGAUCUGAACGCGAUAGGUCGCAAAACAGACUAGAACACGUGCAAGGGCCAAGCUCAGAUGGAGUCGAUGGACGGUGGCCAGGGGAGGUAGACAACAAUCCGGAUUCCCGCCCGACUAAUUACCGAUCUAUUAGCACGCCAAGCGGUGGAUAUGGCGGCCGGCUAUGGUCCGACGAUGUGACCCGCUCAUACAACACGGCUGGAAGCCCGAAUGGCUCCUUGCCACGCAGGCAUAAGUUGAGUUUUUCAAGCAACAUAUCAGGUGACCAAGCACGCAAUCGCUAUGCCAAGUCACAUAACUUCAAUUUUACUUACGGCCGCGAGGGGAGGGGAGGCAAUUUCGUGGGUGACUACCCCUUUGACUCCUCCGACGAGAGCUCCGCACCGACCACCGCGAACGGCGGGAAACGGUAUAUUGGCGUGAGGAAGAAGCCAGUUGUAUCGGAGAGCUCCGACGGCUGCUUCACUAGCAGAGACUUUGCAACGUGGCUGCCUAACCGGGGAGGCGGGGACAGUCACUCCCAGCACCUUUCCAACGCGGCGUAUUCCACUCCACGCAGCGAUACAGGGAGCAGUACAAAUGCUUCUAACAUGACUACACGGAUCUCAACGCAGAUAAAGCUGGGAUUCCAGAAGGUGAAGUCGUUCUUGAGCAAUGCAUUUCAGAAAAUUAAGGAUCACCUCACCCCUAUCUGCUCCGGAGAUCACUGGCGAUCACGCCGCACUAAUCGCACCGAUAUUAAGGUGGAACGUACCAACGAGCCGCUUUUGGAGUGUGACACCUACAGCCGUUCCUUUGAAGAGGGCCGCUGA
Messenger RNA from Babesia ovata, 933 nucleotides. RefSeq names its product Pre-mRNA-splicing factor CEF1, putative. Lineage: Eukaryota; Apicomplexa; Aconoidasida; Piroplasmida; Babesiidae. The transcript has a single exon. The record is from RefSeq and is a predicted model, not a curated record. The coding region runs from base 1 to 933 and encodes 310 amino acids.